UAGUUUUAAGAACGUAUGACGCACCGGCGCAUCCACGUACAACGCAGCGUGCAAAUCGAAAUCGGGAGCGCGCAAACACACUUUCCCGCCUUUACUCAUCCGGAGCGCUGAAUUGCGAACCCGUACGCGACAAAAAAGCAGUAAAGUCAUAACGACCUCCGUGAUAUGCUCAACAUCACUGGCCCCAGCAGCUACCCCAUAUCCCUGCUUUUUAUUUACCCUGCAUCCGGAGUUGGAGCGUGUUGAUAAAUGACGAGAGGGCGUCCAGGGACUCUAUCCGUUAAGGACCGGGCCGCGCGAUUUAUGACGGCGCGCUCGCAGACUUCACCAUGAUUAAUAUGGCUCCUCCGUCCACCGCAGCUGAUCGGGCGCAGUCGGGCUGUUUGGACAGGCAGAUAACAUCAAAGCGGCCUGCUGCUAGUGUUAAGAAAAUACUGCAUUCUGGGUCAGCGCAAAUGAAUCCACAAGGAGCCCGAAACUGUUUUUAAUGACAGUUCCAUCUAUAUAUUAUCACUUGUGCGCAGAUCGGAACGGAGAAGGUAUUUGCAAUCCCCUGGGAUCGAACCCACAACCUUGUUAACGCAAUGCUCUUACCACUGAGCUACAGGAAAGGUAAAAGUCUGGCCAGAGGUGAUAGAACCUGUGUUUGAUCUCACCAUGUUGGUCAGGAGAGCAACUAUAGACUGAGGCCACGCUGUCAAUGUUAGUGAUGGGAAUGAGGUUCUUCUCAGGUUUGUAGGAUCUCCACCCCCUACUGAAGACACUGUGAGCACUGCAGGUUGGAUGAGCAAAUGGAGUUUUGGAGAUUGAUGGUGCAGUCGGCGAGAUCAGACGGGAGGAGAGAAAACACCCACUGGUCUAUGGAAAUGCAGGAUCUAGCUAGUCCACACAGCCGAGUAAGUGGAAGCAGUGAGUCCCCCAACGGUCCCAACAUCGACAACUCGCAUAUAAAUAACAAUUCCAUGACACCAAAUGGCACUGAAGGUGAUAACAUCACUAUGCUUACCACAGCUGACUGGUUGUUAAGUUCUAGUUCACAGUCCGCUGCAGUUAAAACAGAGCCAAUGAGCAGCGCCGAAAUCACCACCUCUGUAGCAGACGGCUCCCUAGACAGCUUCUCAGGAUCAGCCAUUGGAAGCAGUGGCUUCAGCCCAAGACAAACUCACCAGUUCUCUCCCCAGAUUUACCCUUCCAACAGACCUUAUCCACACAUUCUUCCAACUCCUUCCGCCCAAAAUAUGGCCGCGUACGGACAGACGCAAUACACCACAGGAAUGCAGCAAGCUGCUGCCUAUGGCUCGUACCCUCAGCCAGGACAGCCCUAUGGAAUUCCAGCCUAUGGUAACUGCAGUCCAUUGUGGGCAGGCAUCAAGACAGAGAGUGGACUGAACCAGGCCCAGUCUCCAGGCCAGAGCAGCUUCCUCAGCUACAGCUCCGGUUUCUCCACACCUCAGACGGGACAAGCGCCCUACAGUUACCAGAUGCAAGGUGGCAGUUUUACAACAACUUCAGGGCUUUACACUGGAAGCAAUUCCCUCACAAAUUCGACCGGAUUCAACAGUACACAACAGGACUACCCCUCCUAUCCCGCUUUUGGCCAGAGUCAGUACGCACAGUAUUACAACAAUAGCCCAUACACCUCUCCGUAUAUGACCAGUAACAACACUAGCCCCACCACGCCGUCCACCACGGCUACCUACACCUUACAGGAACCUUCAUCAGGCAUCACCAGCCAGGCCCUUUCAGAGCAACCUGCGGGAGAGUACAGUACAAUCCACAGUCCAUCAACCCCCAUUAAAGAUUCAGAUUCGGAUCGAUUGCGUCGGGCCUCGGAUGGAAAGUCACGUGGCAGGGGGAGAAGGAACAAUAACCCAUCCCCUCCUCCCGACUCUGACCUUGAGCGCGUGUUCAUUUGGGAUUUGGAUGAAACAAUCAUCGUUUUCCAUUCCUUGCUCACUGGGUCUUACGCCAACAGAUUCGGAAGGGAUCCACCAACGUCGGUUUCAUUGGGACUGCGAAUGGAAGAGAUGAUCUUCAACUUGGCUGACACCCAUUUCUUCUUCAACGACUUAGAAGAGUGUGAUCAAGUCCAUAUCGACGACGUGUCGUCGGACGACAACGGCCAGGAUCUGAGUACGUAUAAUUUUAGCACGGAUGGAUUCCACGCUGCUGCUACGAGUGCCAACCUGUGUCUGGCCACUGGCGUACGAGGAGGCGUGGACUGGAUGAGAAAGCUGGCGUUCCGCUACAGAAGAGUAAAAGAAAUUUACACCACCUAUAAAAAUAACGUCGGAGGUCUGCUUGGCCCGGCCAAAAGGGAAGCCUGGUUGCAAUUGCGAGCAGAAAUUGAAGCCCUGACGGACUCCUGGUUAACACUGGCACUGAAAGCUCUAACAUUAAUUCACUCGAGGUCAAACUGCGUAAACAUUUUGGUGACCACAACACAGCUCAUACCUGCGCUGGCAAAGGUUCUCCUCUACGGACUGGGGGUCGUGUUCCCAAUCGAAAACAUCUACAGCGCCACAAAAAUAGGAAAAGAGAGCUGCUUCGAGAGAGUAAUUCAGAGGUUUGGGAGGAAAGUUGUUUAUGUGGUGGUGGGCGAUGGCGUGGAGGAGGAACAAGGGUCGAAAAAGCACAAUAUGCCUUUCUGGAGGAUAUCUAGUCAUUCUGACCUCAUGGCCCUGCACCACGCUCUGGACCUGGAGUACUUGUAGCAUCCCCCUUUUGCUCUUCGGCCCCGCUGUUGUGUUCCACGCUGGGCACGGGCCCCGAAGACCCAAACCCAUCAUCAGCAAAGCCAGCCGGCUGCAUCUACCAAGUGUCUGCGUCCCAAUAGUAGCAGACCCCAAAAAAUCCUUGACACACAUAGAGAGAGCAGAACCUGAGUGACACGCUCAGCGUGUUGACACAUGGCCGCAAUUCGUCUUAACCCUAAACCUUUUUCGAAGCAGAGGAGAGUGAAUUUAUGGCGCCGCAGCUGCUGGCCCUGGUUACUGUGAAUUGGCUUUUUUUUUCGAAAGCCAUCAAAAUGUUUUACAGCCCUGUCUGUGCGGAGGACUCGGCAAGGGUUCACACCUGUGACGAAACUGAGCUACCGACGCCUUCAGAACAUAGCAGGACUCCGAUCCCACUGCAACUUGGUGUAAUCUUCCUCCCCGUUUGGUGCCCCCUUCGUCGAUCUCAACCAAUGGUACAAAGACAAUAGGGUGUGGCCUCCUCGGUUCGCCAUCCCCGAUUUGUUAACCUUUGCUCUGGAUGUCCUGCGCUUCUUAUUUAUGAUCUGAAACUUCGUGGAGUGGCACUGGCCCUAAAAAGGCGCUUUGUUUGAGUGACUCGUGCCUUUUCGCAUCACGACGUACUUUGAUUCCACUUCAAGAGGAAAAAUGGAUUUUCUAGUAAUUUAAGGAAAAUUUUAACAAAACGUUAUUUACAUUGCAAAGACAAUCGUGUACAGAAGACAUUUUUUGCGUGUAAAUUUGUAAUCACUGGACUAUUCCUUCCUAUAUUGAUUAAGGUACAUGCUGUGGAAAGGUGGCAAUGUUUUUAUUUCAUGGAAGUACGUAAAGGCGUUUGCGUGCAGUAACUUGCGCAAACCCUCAAAAAUGUUGACGUGUUUAAGGUUUCAUUCAAUAAAUAAAUGUAGAUAAGGAUUUUUUUGUGAUAAUUGUUUUGUCAUGACCAAAAGCAUGGAUGUCAAGUGUCAAUGAUUUCGUAUUUCCUUCAUUGAUGUUUUUUUCUUUGUAAGCUUCUGCUCUUCAAAGUUGGCGAGACUUUUCUCCACAAUGAAAUGUGACACUUUUUUUUGGUUGGGAUUUCAUAUAGGGCAGUUUUCUAGAAUGUUCACAGUCUGGGAAGAAUUAUUUAAGUCCCUAGGGUAUCUCGAACGAAACUCCAAGAAGAACAUCACGGAUUGCAUAAGCAGCUUAUUAAUAAAUACUUGUUAAGAACUUAAUCCUAUGAAUGUCAAACUGAGUGUAAAUGUCUGUAUUCCCACUGCUUUGGAGCUGGAUGUUAAACCCGGACGUCCAGGCAUUCAAAACAAGCUCAAAUUAGGGUUUAUUAUCUUUUGUACCAGCGCUACAACGGAAACUCUUGUACAGCAAGUGUAUUUUGUAUGAAGUAGUCUUUUUAUUUUGACUUUAAAAUGUGUCUACUUGAAAAUCGCUGUAGUUGGAUUUUCGAUAUGCAUAUUGAUAGUUCUUAGUUGACUGUGGACUGAGAAACUCUAGCUCUGGACUUUAAGAAAGCAAGCCACUAUUCACUCACACGGGCACACAUGUGCGCACACACACGAUUGAGUUGAGAACAUACAUGUGCUAUCGACUGUGAAUUUCCCCAGCUAACUCAAUCUGUUUUUAAUUUUCCCUCCCAGCACAUGAUGUUGCUUGGCUCCUGCAGGUGAGGUCUUCUUCUGUCGCUUACUUUUUUUUUCUCACCACAUUUACAAUUUCACCCCUCUUAUUGCACCCCCAACCCUGCCACCCCCCAUAUCGGGGAAUCACAUUUUGCUGCUAGAUCACGGUAACAGUAGACAUGGGAAAUGUUUUGUAGAUUCGACACGGCGAGAUUUUUUUAAUGUUGCAAUCAUAAUGCAAACUGGAAAUAAUUUACAAUAUGUGGGCCUCAUUGUGAAACGCAGUUUGUUGUGUCUGCAAAAAAGAUGUGUACAGAUGUUUUGGACAUUAUUAUUUGAUU
Messenger RNA from Triplophysa dalaica, 4695 nucleotides. It is a transcript of the gene eya1, whose product is annotated as EYA transcriptional coactivator and phosphatase 1. Gene Ontology annotation, biological process: positive regulation of DNA repair; negative regulation of extrinsic apoptotic signaling pathway in absence of ligand; multicellular organism development. Gene Ontology annotation, molecular function: protein tyrosine phosphatase activity. The transcript has 22 exons. The record is from RefSeq and is a predicted model, not a curated record. NCBI's taxonomy places the organism in Eukaryota, Metazoa, Chordata, Actinopteri, Cypriniformes, Nemacheilidae. Gene Ontology annotation, cellular component: nucleus. The coding region runs from base 792 to 2714 and encodes 640 amino acids.